UAUCAUUCUGAAGUGAAAAUAAUAUAGUCUUAGAAUUAAUAUGCAAUACAUGUUUAGACUGUGAAUAUUAUUAUAAAACUUACCUAUUCUUAAGUUCUUUCACGAAUUAACUUAUUUAUUAUAUAUAAAUACUGACUAUAUUUGCCAAAAACUCACUGAGUAAAAAUUGUUAUUUUUACUUGAAGUAUAAAAUUAAAUAUGCUGAACUUUGAAACAGUGUUUCACCACUAAUUUUCAGUAUAGACCCGAACGUUUAACCUUUAUUAUACAAUGUUCAGAAGUGUAUUAAUAAAAUCAAGAAAUGCUAAAAAGCUUUUCUCGUGUGAACUACGUGCUGUCAACAGUAGAAGUAAUCACACAGAGACUGCAACUGGUGACAAAGAAAAUAAACAAACCCACUUUGGUUUCGAAACUGUUGAUGAAGGAGAGAAAUGGAAAAAAGUGCAUGAAGUAUUUGAAAAUGUAGCUGACAAAUAUGAUCUCAUGAAUGAUGUGAUGUCUUUUGGUAUCCAUCGACUUUGGAAGGACAUCUUCAUCCAACGGUUGGCACCUACGCCUGGCACGAGACUGCUGGACAUGGCUGGAGGCACUGGUGACAUAACCUUCAGGUACAUAAACUACCUGAAAAACCUCGGCGAGGCAGGCGGCCGUCGCAGCGCCGUCACUGUCUGCGACAUCAACCAGCACAUGCUGGACGUCGGCCAACUUAGAGCACAGAAGCAAGGGUAUACCAAAGACAAUGCAGUGGAUAUAGAAUGGGUGUGCGAAAACGCUGAGCAACUGUCUCUCCCAGAUGACUCAUACACUGCAUACACCAUCGCAUUUGGCAUCAGAAACUGUACACACGUCGAUAAGGUUCUGGAGGAGGCAUACAGGGUGCUCGCGCCCGGCGGCCGGUUUAUGUGCUUGGAGUUCAGUCACAUACCCAACGACGCAGUGCAAUGGGUAUAUGAUCGGUACUCGUUCCAGCUGAUACCUGUGCUGGGUCAGCUGAUAGCCGGCCAGUGGAAACCUUACCAGUAUCUAGUUGAGAGCAUCAGACAGUUUCCAAAUCAGGAAAAAUUCAAGUCUAUGAUCGAGGAUGCUGGAUUUAGACAAGUCACAUAUGAAAAUCUUACAUUGGGAACUUGCGCUAUCCAUUCAGGGUUUAAAAUAUAAUAUUUAUUGUUAUAAAGGCAGGU
This is a messenger RNA of Achroia grisella, 1181 nucleotides long. RefSeq names its product 2-methoxy-6-polyprenyl-1,4-benzoquinol methylase, mitochondrial-like. Gene Ontology annotation, molecular function: S-adenosylmethionine-dependent methyltransferase activity. The transcript is spliced from 7 exons. The coding region runs from base 271 to 1158 and encodes 295 amino acids. Gene Ontology annotation, biological process: ubiquinone biosynthetic process. The record is from RefSeq and is a predicted model, not a curated record. NCBI's taxonomy places the organism in Eukaryota, Metazoa, Arthropoda, Insecta, Lepidoptera, Pyralidae.